UAGUGAGUGAGUCCGAUCAUGUCAGUGCAUAGUCCUGUAACUGAUAUUGGAAAAGUUGAUGAGGACUUACUACAAUCCAGCUCACCAAACGACCAAUAUAGCACAGAAUCUACCAGAAUAUUAUUUUUUGUCAAGUCUGUUCAGUUCAACUUGGGUAAAGUCACUUUGGAACAUUGUAAAAUACCUGGCAAUAGUGAAGCAAGUAGUUCUCAAUGGUGGACAGGAUUUUUGUGUUGUAUUCGUGCUAUUGAUUGUUCUUUUCUACUAUUUAGUCCCGAUGUUUACUUAUCUAACCAAGUUGCUCAUUACAAGUUGGAAGACUGGUUAGACUUGGAACACACUUUAGUGGUUCGUAUACAAAGUUUAUUGGCUUGCAUAGUCGAAGGAAAUAGUUUGGAGUUUAUUCUACAAGAUGGCACUCGCGGUCCCAUUUUUCGUUUUCGUCAAGUGAAAUCGCAGAAUUCUCUUUUGUGUGUAUUGCAAGAUGAGUUUCUGUUCUAUCCUUGUGACUUUUCUGAGAGUUCUCCAGUUGGUUUGUUCAUUCGUAAAGAACAGGAAUGGUUGGAAUGUCUACCUAACGAAGCUUCGAUUGUUUCUAGUAUAGCAGAGCAACAAGGUUAUAAUACUACGAAUAUUUCUAAUGACAGAGAAAAUGCGGAGUUUUCUGAGAGUCGAGCAAAGACUCGUUUUCUAUUUCCUAUGGAAAUUGCAGAACGUUUAGCUAAUAUAGCACGAAUCACUAGAGAAGCAAGGAAUGAAUUGUUUGAGAAGCUUGGUCGCUCACCCAAGUCUAGAAAUGAUGAGUUGUCAGAGUUGAGCUUGGAAAAGUUACAAAAGUGUGCUUGGCCUUUGGAUAUAAUGAACGAGUCUUUAUUGGAAGAAGAAGAGCAAGUAUCUUAUGCUGUUCGAACGUUGGAUAAAGAAGAAGACUUGCCUGAAUUUUUCAAAGAUGAAAUGAAAAGCUUUAUUCCACUUCGUUUGGAUACUCUAUAUUCUUAUCAAGAUGAAGAAGGAAGAAUAUUUUAUUCAACUCUAUUGGAAUAUAUUGUCUUUCGAUCUACUUGUCAUGAUUGCCAUGUAAGAAGACAAAUUUGGCCCUAUUUAUUGCAAAUAUUUCCAUGGCAUAGCAAUAGUCAACAACGACAAGCCAUACUUUUAGAAAAGACGAGACAAUAUCGAUUGUUAAAGAGUCAAUGGCAAAAUAUCAUUCCAGAACAGGAAUUGCAAUUCCGAGCAUUCCGUGAAAGGAGAGAUUUGAUUGAAAAGGAUGUGAUUCGUACGGAUCGAAAUAUUUCCAUUUAUGAAGAUAAUAAUAGUAUUGCUACUCAUAAGAUGAAGGAAAUAUUAUUGACUUAUUCAUUUUAUAACUUUGAUAUUGGAUAUUGUCAGGGAAUGAGCGAUAUAUUAUCUCCUAUUCUAUUUGUUUUUUAUUCUUCUGAGGAAGAAAAAGAUAAGCAAAUGGAAGAAGAACAAGAAGUAUAUAUAUUCUGGUGCUUUAGUGGUCUUAUGCAACGAAUCCAAUCCCAUUUCUGUAUUGACCAAAGUGGGAUGUCCAAUCAAUUAGCAAGGCUAAAACAUAUUGUGCAAGUUUUUGAUUCGAAUUUAGCCAAAUGGUUAGAGUCUAAAAGUCCAGAAUAUAUCUUUUGCUUUCGCUGGUUACUGGUGUUGUUUAAAAGAGAAUUCGUAUUGGAAGAUGUGUUGAAAUUGUGGGAUGUUUUCUUUUGUGAAACAUUCGCAAAGAGAGACCUAAACUUGUUUGUAGCAGCAGGUUUACUUGUCUUACAUCGAGAAAGAAUCAUAAGAGAACAAAUGGAUUUUGAUGACUUGAUUCGAUAUAUUCAUGAUAUGUCGUUGAGAAUUGAUGUUCACUUAGCAAUACGAAAAGGUAUCGAAUUACAACAAAGAUAUUAUACUCACCAAAAGGAAACUCUACAAGUUGAUAACUAACAACAGUUGUAUGGCAAGAAUACGAUUCCUUUUAGUGACAGCUCUUUCUCUCUC
This is a messenger RNA of Galdieria sulphuraria, 2001 nucleotides long. Its product is annotated as RAB GTPase activator. NCBI's taxonomy places the organism in Eukaryota, Rhodophyta, Bangiophyceae, Galdieriales, Galdieriaceae. Gene Ontology annotation, molecular function: GTPase activator activity. Gene Ontology annotation, biological process: activation of GTPase activity. Bases 19 to 1947 code for a protein of 642 amino acids. The record is from RefSeq and is a predicted model, not a curated record. The transcript has 6 exons.